Molecule: messenger RNA, 4333 nt
Organism: Phyllostomus discolor (pale spear-nosed bat)
Lineage: Eukaryota; Metazoa; Chordata; Mammalia; Chiroptera; Phyllostomidae
Gene: KPNB1
Product: karyopherin subunit beta 1
Exons: 22
Coding region: 413-3043 (876 amino acids)
Biological process (GO): protein import into nucleus
Cellular component (GO): cytoplasm; nucleus
Molecular function (GO): small GTPase binding; nuclear import signal receptor activity
Source: RefSeq, a predicted model, not a curated record
GCGCGGUGCCGCCGCUGAGAGGUCCGGCCCGAAUAUCCCUCCGCCUUCUUCCCUCCCUCCCUCUCUCUCCCUCCCUGCUAUCCGUCGUUCACUUACAGCCUCCCUUCCUUCUUUCUCCCUCCGCCACCCGAGCACCAGGCGCGCUGUGAGCUGCCCCCGGGGUCCCUCCCCCGCCGCCAGAGGAGCAGCUGCCGCCGCCGCCAGCAGCAAAUUGGGAGGAAGGAAGGAAAGGAGGAAGGAAGGGGAGCCAGAGCGACUAACAAGAGGGAGCCGGUGAAUGGGCUGGUGGUGACCCCCGCCCCCCACCCCACCCUCCCUUCCCACCCGACCCCCAACCCCCAUCCCCAGUUAGAGCCGCCGCCCCAGAGGCCGGACCGUCGUCUUAAGAGCAGUCGUCGCUGCCACCUCCGCCAUGGAGUUGAUCACCAUCCUCGAGAAGACCGUGUCUCCGGAUCGACUGGAACUGGAAGCGGCGCAGAAGUUCCUGGAGCGUGCGGCCGUGGAGAACCUGCCUACUUUCCUUGUGGAACUGUCCAGAGUGCUAGCAAAUCCAGGGAACAGUCAGGUUGCCAGAGUUGCAGCAGGUCUACAGAUCAAGAACUCUUUGACAUCUAAAGAUCCAGAUAUCAAGGCGCAAUAUCAGCAGCGGUGGCUUGCUAUUGAUGCUAAUGCGCGACGGGAAGUCAAGAAUUAUGUUUUGCAGACUUUGGGCACAGAAACUUACCGGCCUAGCUCUGCCUCUCAGUGUGUGGCUGGUAUUGCUUGUGCAGAGAUCCCAGUGAACCAGUGGCCAGAACUCAUUCCUCAGUUGGUGGCCAAUGUCACAAACCCCAACAGCACAGAGCACAUGAAAGAGUCGACAUUGGAAGCUAUUGGUUACAUUUGCCAAGAUAUAGACCCAGAGCAGCUACAAGAUAAAUCCAAUGAGAUUCUGACUGCCAUAAUCCAGGGGAUGAGGAAAGAAGAGCCUAGUAAUAAUGUGAAGCUGGCGGCUACUAAUGCACUCCUGAACUCACUGGAGUUCACCAAAGCCAACUUCGACAAAGAGUCCGAAAGGCACUUUAUCAUGCAGGUGGUCUGUGAAGCCACACAGUGUCCAGAUACGAGGGUACGAGUGGCCGCCUUACAGAAUCUGGUGAAAAUAAUGUCCUUGUAUUAUCAGUACAUGGAGACGUAUAUGGGUCCUGCUCUUUUUGCAAUCACAAUCGAAGCAAUGAAAAGUGACAUUGAUGAAGUGGCCCUACAAGGGAUAGAAUUCUGGUCCAAUGUGUGUGAUGAGGAGAUGGAUUUGGCCAUUGAGGCUUCCGAGGCAGCAGAACAAGGACGGCCCCCUGAGCACACCAGCAAGUUUUAUGCCAAGGGAGCACUACAGUACCUGGUUCCAAUCCUCACACAGACACUAACUAAACAGGAUGAAAAUGACGACGAUGAUGACUGGAACCCCUGCAAAGCAGCUGGGGUGUGCCUCAUGCUUCUGGCCACCUGCUGUGAGGAUGACAUUGUCCCGCACGUCCUUCCCUUCAUUAAAGAACACAUCAAGAACCCGGACUGGCGGUACCGUGACGCAGCGGUGAUGGCUUUCGGCUGUAUCUUGGAAGGACCCGAGCCCAAUCAGCUGAAACCACUAGUUAUACAGGCUAUGCCCACCCUCAUAGAAUUAAUGAAAGACCCCAGCGUGGUUGUUCGAGACACAACGGCGUGGACCGUGGGCAGGAUUUGCGAGCUGCUCCCUGAGGCUGCCAUCAACGAUGUCUACCUGAGUCCCCUGCUGCAGUGUCUGAUUGAGGGCCUCAGCGCUGAGCCCAGAGUGGCUUCAAACGUCUGCUGGGCUUUCUCUAGUCUGGCCGAAGCUGCUUAUGAAGCUGCAGACGUAGCUGAUGAUCAGGAAGAACCAGCUACCUAUUGCUUGUCAUCUUCUUUUGAACUCAUAGUUCAGAAGCUGCUGGAGACCACAGACAGACCUGAUGGACACCAGAACAACCUGAGGAGUUCUGCAUACGAAUCUCUGAUGGAAAUUGUGAAAAACAGUGCCAAGGACUGUUACCCUGCAGUUCAGAAAACGACUCUAGUCAUCAUGGAGCGGCUUCAGCAAGUGCUGCAGAUGGAGUCGCAUAUCCAGAGCACGUCGGAUAGGAUCCAGUUCAAUGACCUUCAGUCAUUACUCUGCGCUACGCUCCAGAAUGUUCUACGGAAAGUGCAACACCAAGAUGCUUUGCAGAUCUCUGAUGUCGUCAUGGCCUCCCUGUUAAGGAUGUUCCAAAGCACGGCUGGGUCUGGGGGAGUUCAGGAGGAUGCCCUGAUGGCAGUUAGCACACUGGUGGAAGUGUUGGGUGGUGAAUUCCUAAAGUACAUGGAGGCCUUUAAACCCUUCCUGGGCAUUGGAUUGAAAAACUAUGCUGAGUACCAGGUGUGUUUGGCAGCUGUGGGCUUAGUGGGAGACUUAUGUCGUGCCCUGCAGUCCAACAUCUUACCUUUCUGUGAUGAGGUGAUGCAGCUCCUGCUGGAGAACUUGGGGAAUGAGAAUGUCCACAGGUCUGUGAAGCCACAGAUUCUGUCAGUGUUUGGUGAUAUUGCCCUUGCUAUUGGUGGAGAGUUUAAAAAAUACCUAGAGGUUGUAUUGAAUACUCUUCAGCAGGCUUCCCAAGCCCAAGUGGACAAGUCAGACUAUGACAUGGUGGAUUAUCUGAAUGAGCUAAGGGAAGGCUGCUUGGAAGCCUAUACCGGAAUUGUCCAGGGAUUAAAGGGAGACCAGGAGAACGUACACCCGGACGUGAUGCUGGUACAACCCAGAGUAGAGUUUAUUCUGUCUUUCAUCGACCACAUUGCUGGAGAUGAGGAUCAUACAGACGGAGUAGUAGCUUGUGCUGCUGGACUGAUAGGGGACUUAUGUACAGCAUUUGGGAAGGAUGUACUGAAAUUAGUAGAAGCUAGGCCAAUGAUCCAUGAACUGUUAACUGAAGGACGGAGAUCGAAGACUAACAAAGCAAAAACGCUUGCUACGUGGGCAACAAAAGAACUGAGGAAACUGAAGAAUCAAGCUUGAUCUGUUACCAUUGGGAUGAUAACCUGAGACCCCCACUGGAAAUCUCCAAUCUUUUGAAAAACCCGGAAGUGAGGAGUGUGCACGGAUGCUGAAUGUUUGGGAAUGAGAGGAUGAGUGAGUGAGGCUUGAAAACACACCACAUUGAAAAUCCUGCCACAGCAGCAGCCGCAGCCGCAGCCGCCAACAGCAACGCUGUUAGUGAGCUAAGUAAGCACUGACUUCGUAGAGAACCAUAACGUCGGCCAUCUUGGAAGAGAAAAAAAAACGAUGGAUUUACUUGCUUAAAAGAAAGAAAGUUAUCUCUUCCCAGCAGAGGCUAGAACUAGCUUUUCUGUCUUGGCCAGUGUUGAGUGGAAUGACCAGUUCGGGAGAGGAAGAGGGACUGGGUUCAGCUGUGGUGCUUUGUUGUAAAAGGCAGCUUGGCCUUUGCUACUGAUAAGAAAGAUGGAGCCUGGGUCUUGAGCCCACCUUUGGUGUACCUUGCCACACGGUACUGUAUACGUGCCGGCUAAAAGGAGGGUGAGGGAUUCUUUACAGUCUGAGAAUGAGUGUGUGUGAGUGAGGCGGUAUCCACAUUCUCAACUUCAAGUCAUUGCAGUUUCUUUUUCCCAGAAAAAAGGGGUUAGACAUUGCAUUUCAUAAAACUAACCGAAGUUCUGUCUACUGAUGCAGCACAAGAGAUGUAAAAAAAAAAAAGAAGAAAAAAGAAAAAAAAGGGAAAGACGCUCUUUAGGUUUGUGCUUUUUUUUUUUUUUUUAAAUUCUAGGGAAAACACUGACGAAUGUUCAGAGCUCCCAUCCUGAUCUUUUCAUCAAGGCGCCUUUCCUAAUAAUAUGGUUCAACUGUGAAUGUAGAAUUGGGGGGGAGGGGGGAGAAAAAGGAAACUCUGGAGUUAGAAGAUAUAGAAAAAAUAAAAACACAAUUGUUACAAAUAAAGAAUGCAGACUUGAAAAGUAAAAGAAAGCCACAGCCCAAACAAACCAAAAGUUAAAACGCUCAGAUUGGCAGCACAAAAGGAAAGCUCUCUCUGACAUGUAUCAAGGCAGCCUGAACGCCCCCAGAAAACUGUGCCAAAGAGUUUAGGAAAUAAAUCCACAAUGAAGUAAACACACACAUACAUACAGCAAACUUCAGGUAACUAUUUUGGAUUGCGAACAAGGAUAAAUUUAAUGUUCAAACAAUCUGAUAAAAUAACCAUUUGGAAACUGCUUGGCCUUCUGUUCUCUUAUUUGAUUGACUGCAAUGCGGUAUUGGUCUCUUGCUGCACUUCAAAACCAACCAACCAACAAC